AGUCCCACGCGUCCUAACGCUGCUGCUGCUGCUGCUGCUCCUGAUUGGAUUGGGCGUCAGGUCCGAGGCUGCAAAGCCGGCACAUGCGCACAUCUGUCUGUUGAGCCAGUGCUGUGUCUGCUCUGUUUACUUUAUCAUCAAACCGGCCGCUGCAGAAACAGCAACACGUAAUAACACCCGACACAGCCAGCGCAGCCGUCGGACCAGCGCUGAAAUGUCGGCGAAUUACGCGGCGGGGCUCUCUCCUUACCCGGACAAAGGGAAAUGUGGACUCCCUGAGAACUUUGACCCCCCCGAGGAUCUGGAGCGGAAGGUUCUAGAGCUGGCAGAGAUGAUCCGGAACGCGCGGAACGUGGUGUUCCACACCGGGGCCGGAAUCAGCACCUCCGUGGGCAUUCCAGACUUCAGGGGUCCGAACGGCGUGUGGACGAUGGAGGAGAAGGGUCUGGCCCCCCGCUUCGACACGACCUUCGAGGAGGCGAGGCCCAGCAGCACUCACCUGGCCCUGCUGGCGCUGCAGCGGAGUGGCUCGCUCAAGUACCUGGUGAGCCAGAACGUGGACGGACUGCACGUGCGCUCGGGAUUCCCCAGAGACCUGCUCUCCGAGCUCCACGGGAACAUGUUUGUAGAGGAAUGCAUCAAAUGUGGCAAGCAGUACGUGCGGGACUCUGUGGUCGGGACGAUGGGUCUGAAGCCGACGGGUCGGCUGUGUGACGUCCCCAAAUCCAGGGGGCUGCGAGCCUGCCGAGGCAAACUGAGAGACACCAUCCUGGACUGGGAGGACUCUCUGCCAGACAGGGACCUGAACAGAGCAGACGAGGCCUGCAGGAGUGCGGACCUGGCCGUCACUCUGGGGACCUCCCUGCAGAUCAAGCCGAGCGGAAACCUGCCACUGCUGACCAAGCGCAACGGGGGCCGACUCGCCAUCGUCAACCUGCAGCCCACCAAGCAUGACAAGCACGCUGACCUGCGUAUCCACGGCUACGUCGAUGAUGUCAUGACCAAGCUGAUGAAGCACCUCGGGCUGGAGAUUCCGGAGUGGGAGGGGCCUGUGGUGCGGGAGAGUUCCGAGGUCGUCCCGGAGACGGUGAAACGGGAAGCCAAGUCAGAGCCCCUCUCUGCCAAGACAGAGACCAAACCCCAACCGGUCACUCCAAAACCAGAGCCGCGCUGUCACCAAAACGGGACUCGCCAGGACAACGGUGAAAAGACAGUGGAGCAGGAGGAGGCUACAGGAGACUUUCCGAGCCCGGAGUCAGCGGACACCAAACAGGACUGCCAGCCAGUGAGCAAGAGAGCCAAGCUGGAGCCUUUAGUAGCGUGAACGAAACCGUCAGGAAAACACGCGGCCUGCAACACCUCGUCUUAUACGUCCGAGACGCACAGGGCUGUCUUUAAUACUUGUCUUUUGUUUUUUAAAGCUACUUUUACAGGGCUGUAGUGUAGACACAAAGACAAUGAUAGAAAGAAUGAAAGGUGAAGUGAGUACAGGAAUUGGGACUGUUUGUGAACGCUUAUCACUGAAGGUUUCCUGCAUCACUGCUGUGAAAGGGAUCAAGCGUCUCGUUUUGAAGCAGUCUUGUCUGGGUGAAUGCAACGCUGGGGUGAUGACGCUGGCGGAUUGCUGCCUGUGGGAGUUGCAUACAUUAGCGGGUCACGCGACAGCAGGGAGAGGUCUAAAGAUUUCAUUACAGAUUCACACGUCCUCGCUCGGAUCAGCAUAUCGUUUGCAGCCCGUCAGUCCAGGAGAGAGGCGACCUUGUGAGAUCUCUCUGAGGUUCCCAUUUAGAGCUGCUGUUUCUAUAUGCAGACCGUUAAUAACUGAGACACAGAGUCGUGAAUGUGAAUACUGAGAGGCAGCUGAAGGUAGGGCUGCACACAUUGUUUAUUCAGAUAUUCAGCUUGAGCGCUCCCCACAGAAAUCAGGUGCUGGCAAUCAGACGAGGGUCAUUGGUGUUGGUCAGGCUAAUUUACCACGAACGGUGAAACGAGAGAAGAAACAGCCGCUUGAGUUUGUGCUGAUUGCUGCUUUUCAUUGGGCAACAUCGAUCAACACUCCCAAGCAGCUACUUCACUCGUUCCUCUUGGAAUGGGGAAUCCGCUCGGGCACCCCCAGUGACCCUCAACGCAGGAGAGCUUGAUCUCAUAACUGAAUAAUCGGUUUGGGUGAUUGGAUUGGGUGACAGACCUUCUGGACACGCGUCCGUUUCAAUGUCUGUAACGGAGGAUUCGUAAUUCUGUUUUACAUACUGUAUUAAAACAAACAAAAAAAAAAAGAUUGGUUUUCAUUUCAAGUCUGAUUUUCAAG
Messenger RNA from Acipenser ruthenus (sterlet), 2308 nucleotides. RefSeq names its product NAD-dependent protein deacylase sirtuin-6. Gene Ontology annotation, molecular function: NAD+ binding. The transcript is spliced from 8 exons. NCBI's taxonomy places the organism in Eukaryota, Metazoa, Chordata, Actinopteri, Acipenseriformes, Acipenseridae. The record is from RefSeq and is a predicted model, not a curated record. The coding region runs from base 215 to 1324 and encodes 369 amino acids.